AGAACCCACUACCCAGUUGUUCUGAGGGCUCCCGGAGCUGAGGAGUUGAAGGACACAGGCCAGUCGUGGGCUGUAUGUGAAGCAAAAGACAGGGGCGGCAUGGCGUUCCUCUCAUCAACACUUCACAGCCUAGGGAUCUUUGAAAAGAUUUCCAGGAUAAAAGAGGUUCUCAAGAAUAGGCUGCUGGACCUUACAAAGCGUCGGGACCAAGCACGGGAGCAACAAAGGAAACGGCCCCACACCAUCAUACAGGGGCUGCUCCUCUGGAGUCUUCCAGUUUCCUGGAUCCGGUUCCUGUGGCGACAGCCAGGGGAGUUUCCAGUAACUGCUUUCCUGCUAGGAGCAGGCACUGGUGGGCUCCUGGCCAUAGGUCUCUUUCAGCUCUUGGUGAAUCCCAUGAACAUUUAUGAGGAGCAGAAGGUGGUGGCGUUAUACUGCUUGGCAAGCUUGGGGGCCAUCGGCUGGGGCACCUCCCCUCACAUCCGCUGUGCCAGUCUCCUGUUGGUACCCAAGAUGCUGGGCAAAGAAGGCAGACUCUUUGUCAUGGGAUAUGCUUUGGCUGCUAUCUACAGUGGGCCGGCGGCCAAUCUAAGGUCCAACAUCAACGAGGUGAUAGCAUCCCUGGGCUGCACUGUGGAGCUGCAGAUCAACAACACCCGAUCCGCCUGGCGAGUCUCCACAGCCCCUCUGCGGGCAGUGUUCAAGGGCAUGGUGGGCAGCAAAGAUUCAUUGAAUAAAGAGAUUCAGAACGUCUCUACCUCCUUUGAAGAGAUGGAUGAACAGGUGAAGAGUGAUGCUGGCUACUCAUCUGAGGACUGGGACAAGAACAGAGAAAGCACAGAGAUGUUCGGAACCUCCCGCGUCCGACCCUACCUGUCCACACAGAUGGUGUAUGAGCUGAGGACCAGGCUACGCUGCAUCCAUGUAGUAAAUAAGGCCAUACUCAGCUGCUACCGCUGGUUUGAUAAAAAGCAUAAAAACUGCAUGCGACGCAUCCACCUCCCACUCUUCAACAACAUGAUCUGUGUGCCAAUGAAGUUCAAGUUCCUCUGUAACAUUGCCAAGGUGAUAGAGAUCUGGUGUUACAAACGCAUCCCCGUGGAAGGCAACUUUGGGCAAACCUAUGACUCGGUCAACCAGUCUAUCCAUGGACUGUCUGGAGAAUUUUCAGCCAAUAUUAACCUUAAGGAAGAGAAGCAGUCUUCAAUGGUGGGUCUCAACACCACGAACUGGGAGCACAUGGGCACCGAGGUGCGGGACUAUGUUCGCCAGCAGGAGACCUAUCUGCAGUGGGCUAUGGGGCUGCUGCACGUGCUUCUGUCCUGCACGUUCCUGCUGGUCUUCCAUUCAGCCUUCUCCUACAUGGACCACUACAACUGGGACAUCCGCUUUGACAACAUCUACAUCAGCACCUACUUCUGUCAGAUUGAUGCACGCAGGAAGAAGCUGGGCAAACAGAGUCUGUUGCCACUCCGCAAGGCAGAAAGGAAAACGGUUAUCUUCCCUUUCAAAGCUACUAUCCAGGCCUGGGAAAUGCGCUAUGUGAUAAGAGAGCUCCUAGAGACUCUGCCUAUUGUGCUGCUGCUCCUGGUGCUGUGCGCGAUCGACUGGGCACUCUACUCUGUCUUUGACACCAUCCGCCAGCACUCUUUCGUGCAGUAUUCCUUUCGAAGCAGUCACAAGCUGGAGAUAAAAGUCGAGGGAGAUUCCAUACUCGCCAAGCUUCUUCGUAAAACCAUCGGCGCUCUGAACACCUCCUCGAGUACAGAUGUGGAAACAAACAACAUGCCCUGCCUGCCCCAACCCAUUAGCCUGAAUGCCAGGGAUUACUUCAAGGCCUCACUGCCAACCCUCCUGCUUGUGUGUCUCUGCCUAGCUCAGGCCUUUGGCUACCGACUCCGGAGAGUCAUCGCAGCCUUCUAUUUCCCCAAGCGAGAGAAGAAGCGGGCUCUGUUCUUCUACAAUGAGUUCCUGAAGAAGAGAUCAGCUUUCACUAAACUGAGGAGGGCCGCCAUUGUUCGGAGGGCAAAUCAGCAGAAGGCUCCACCCCACUACCUGGUGGAGGCUCUGUAUCGCCGGUGCCCUCUCCUGCACCGCUUCAUGCGUCAGCGCUGUGUGGUGUGCCAGGCAAUGGAGACGCCGGAUUCCUACGUGUGCCCCACACCAGACUGCAAGGCCCUGUACUGCCGGUCGUGCUGGGACGACAUGCAACGGCUCUGCCCGGUGUGCACGCCCCGCGAAGAGCUCUCGUCAUCCGCCCACAGCGACAGCAACGACGACGCUGUGUAUGGCGAUUGAAGGGAUGCUGCCCGCCUUCUUGCUUAAUAAAGUGUGAUGCACGC
Messenger RNA from Mus musculus (house mouse), 2342 nucleotides. It is a transcript of the gene Dcst1, whose product is annotated as DC-STAMP domain containing 1. Gene Ontology annotation, molecular function: ubiquitin protein ligase activity. The record is from RefSeq and is marked reviewed. Gene Ontology annotation, biological process: protein ubiquitination; negative regulation of type I interferon-mediated signaling pathway; ubiquitin-dependent protein catabolic process. The transcript is spliced from 16 exons. Gene Ontology annotation, cellular component: membrane; acrosomal membrane; plasma membrane. The coding region runs from base 100 to 2298 and encodes 732 amino acids. Lineage: Eukaryota; Metazoa; Chordata; Mammalia; Rodentia; Muridae.